CUAACAGUUCUCGGAGACUCCUCUCACUUGACUCUUUCCUCCUCAGGAAGCCAAGUAAAGGGAAGAAAGCAAGAGCUUCUGCAAGCACCGAGGGCUAGAGCCGAUGGCCUCUGGUUGCCACUAGAAUCCUUUCAGGCUGGAGGAGGAGAUCACAGGAUGAAUGCCACAGUCAUACUGCUCCCUGAUGCCCUUCUCUGCACUGUGUAAUGGUGAAUCCUUCUGCUGGCCAAGAAUAGAAUGAGUCACCCCGGAAUGGAAGAAUGAUGAAUCACCGCACGGUUAGGCCCCCUUCAUGAAUUCCAGCAAGAACGUGGAUUUGAAGAUAAUUAUCAUAGGAGCACUGGGGGUGGGGAAAACCUCCCUCCUGCACCAGUUCGUGCACAAGACAUUCCAUGAAGAUUAUCGGACUACUCUGGGAGCCAGUAUCCUAUCUAAGCACAUCAUGGUGGACAACACCCCCCUAAAACUGCAGAUCUGGGACACCGGGGGUCAGGAGCGGUUCCGGUCCAUGGUGUCGACGUUCUAUAAGGGCUCGGAUGGCUGUAUGCUGGCCUUCGACGUCACAGACCUGGAGUCCUUCGAGUCCUUGGAUGAUUGGAGAGAGGACUUCCUGGAGAAGAUAAUCCCCACAGAGCAGGGCUUCCCCCUGGUGGUGCUGGGAAAUAAAAUCGACUUAAAUGAACGGCAGGUGUCCAAGGAGACAGCUUCAUUCUGGUGCAAAGAAAAGGACAUCCCGUAUUUUGAAGUCAGUGCCAAGAACGAUAUCAACGUAGUGCAGGCCUUUGAGACGCUCGCAAGGCAGGCCCUGUCGAGGUACCAAGAGAUGCUCGAGAACUAUUUAACAGACUCCAUCAAGCUCACUCCUGACGACCAGCCCAAGAAGAAAUGCUGCUGAAUGAGACAUUUGGAGACAGCUGACAUCAUGUCUCUGAGUCCUCGCUCGGCACCGAAAUCGCUGAACCGACUCCAUUCACUUCCGGUUUUGUGUUCAGCCACAGGAGAUGACCACAGUGAUCUGGUUCCACAUUGCACAGCCAAGCUGACAAAUCUCGUGACAUUUACCGAGUGCAGAGAAGAGACCGACCUUUUCUCUAAAUGCCUAGAUUGGACUAACGCAGCCAGGUGCAGUCGGGACCCUUGUUGCUUCAUUAACCUUCUAACCACGCAUUUCAAAGCCUUGCACCAGCCUUCUAAACCUGGCUCUGUGCAGUCAGUGCUGAGUCCAGGUGGCCCAGCUACCUUCCCAGGGCUGUGGCUGGCUCAGUGACCUCACUCACCUGCUAUCUCUCUGCUCUAGUUACACCUGUUGACACGCAGGCAGGUCACAGUGGAUUAGUGGCUCACCCUCUGGCACUUGACCAGGCAUUCCCAACACACGCCUGAAUUGACAGUGCUAGGCAAGGCAGGGCUGUGCUGUCACUGCCCUGCAGGCUGGGCCUCCCUAGAGAAUGUAAUCUCAGUCCCCGCUGUUUGAACGCAAAACAGAGACAUUUGUUCGCCAGAUACCCAGUGUUUAAACUAACACCUUCACAGUCUGCACUUGAUAUUAAACAGGCGUAAGCUACUUAUCCCCAAGGGAGGGAAGGCUGGAUGGUCUAGUGCUCAAAGCACAGGCCUGAGAGCCCGGAGCUUCUACAUUCUAAUCCCAGCACUGACACACAUUGCCCUAGGCAUAACCUUUCUGUGCCUUAGUUUCUCCCCACCUGUAAAAUGGUAGGGGGGGCGUGAUAACUCUCCCUCACCCAGAGAUGAGGUUGGUUGUAAAGCACUUUGACAAUGAGCUGGGCUGUGUUGUUUUAUUGGCAGGGUGUUUUUUAAAGGAAUACUUUUAAAGGGAGGCAGUGGGGCCUACUGGCUAGAGCACUAGACUGGGUCA
Terrapene triunguis (Three-toed box turtle) is the source of this 1876-nucleotide messenger RNA. RefSeq names its product ras-related protein Rab-7b. The record is from RefSeq and is a predicted model, not a curated record. Gene Ontology annotation, cellular component: lysosome; late endosome; phagocytic vesicle. Gene Ontology annotation, molecular function: GTP binding; GTPase activity. Lineage: Eukaryota; Metazoa; Chordata; Testudines; Emydidae. Gene Ontology annotation, biological process: phagosome-lysosome fusion; endosome to lysosome transport. The transcript has 7 exons. The coding region runs from base 293 to 895 and encodes 200 amino acids.